GAGUUCGGUCCUCGUGUUGCGAAUCGUUUGUGGCGCGGUGGCGCCUUCUCAUAUUCAUUCUACUCUCAUUCUGUGAAAAAUUAGAGGUGCUGUGGCGAGUUCGCAGCAGUGUGGCUUGUGAGUAGAACUGGCGUGAGAGGGGAGUGAGAUCAAGGGCCAGCAUGAGCUCCAGAGAAGUCACCCUACUCGGCGGCUCCCCUUGGGGCUUCCGCAUGCAUGGCGGUCGUGACCUGCAUCAACCCCUCCGCAUCUCUAGGGUCAAUCCAGGUAGUAAAGCUGCUCAGCAGGGUGUCAGAGAGGGUGACUUGAUAAGUAGUAUCAACGGCAAAAGCACUCGCGACCUUACCAACAGUGAGGCUCACGCACUCUUACGAAAUGCCGGUGAUCACUUGAAGCUUGGUCUGAACCAGGAAAGCGGUUCACCUAAAAGACGGAUUUACAAAAGCAGUCUUCAGGAAAGCACUUCGACCGAAACACUAAAAAAGACUACUAAGUCUGUAACACUGAACACACGAAUAACUCCAAUUGAACCGAAAAAAAACGGAGUCGAUGACACCAAUGCUCAUCAAAACUACGUCAAUCAGAACGGUGCUUUAAAAAAUCCGUCACCUGAUCAGCAAAUUGACACUGAAAAAAAGUUUCCUAAAAUAAAUAACGAAACACGUGCACCCGCGGAAAAUCAGAAUACCGUUGAACCUCUGGAUUACUCAACUGACGCUGAAGUUGACAACAGAAGGAUGCCGUGCGGCUCGCGCAACCGAAGGAAUCGCCGAAAUCGGAACCGGAAACGAUUUCAACAACCAUUGACACCUUCAGAAGACUCUUCGAAUAAAGAAGACCAAGAAGGGGACGAAUUUUCCGAAAAUGAAAUAUCGACCAAUAAAAACAAUACGACACAAAUUCAAGAAAAUUCUGAUAACAUAAUUCAGAACGGGGAAGAUUUAGCAGAGGCUAAAAUAAACGGAAGUGCUGUUAAAGUAACGACAGAAAGUCUGCCCUUAGAUGGACUACCUUGUAAAGACAACUUGUCCAUAACACGACGGAGACCCAGACGCAACAAGUUCAAACUCGAAAAAAAAAUUUUUGACACCGGAACCAAAAUUUGCGAGAUAACAACCAUCAGCAAUUUUCCUUUGGAAGCUAAACUCGAUCACAUACCUGGAGUUGGAAUAUUGGAGUCAGGACAUCCGAAAUUCGAAAACUCGUCAUCUAGUAUGACCGUAUCUGAACCUUUGGAACCUGUCAAGCCACUUUCGAGCAAUGUCGUGAACAAGGUCGAGAGCCUUGGCGAUAAACGAUUCGCUCUUGCAAUCUUGGCAAAGAAGGGACACAGUCUCGACAUCCACGAGGUGAGCGACAGUGACAUCGAAACUGAUAAUAGUCGGCAUGAUAUCAUCGUCGAAGCUGAAUCAGAUGUAGAAAGAGAACUUCUUGGAGAACGAUCAAACUCUGAAGAGUCCAGUACCGAUAAACCAGAAACCGAGGAAGAGUCUGAAGCUAAUAUCUCCCAAGAAGAUGAAAUUAAAUUAAGGAAUUUCAUAGAAGGAUUAAAGCUUCCUUCCUCUCAGAGCAUUAAAGAAGACCAGGAGAGUCAAAAAUUAGAACCUCAGAAAUCGGAAUUAGAAAUGCCACAAAGAAAAGUUAAGAAGCGUCCUGCACUGGAGUCUUACUACUCUCAGACACACGAAUCCAAUAGAUUUUUGGAGAUCAUUCAAGAAGAAGGAGAAAAAUUGUCUGAUGAUGAGCAACAUAUAAGAGAUUUUAUUAAUGAAGAGAUUGGUAAGUUCAAAAGGGAUGAUCAUGAUCAGAGGAAAAGGCAGAAAAUGGAAGAUGGGGAUCUGAUAAGCGAAGAAGAUACAAAAGAUGAAGAAAAUGCAGAAGCAAUAAGUGUAACUAAUGAUAAGGGAGAGGAACCAAAGAUUUCUAUUACGGAAACUGAAACAGGAACUGAUUCGAUGGAGGAAAAAAAUCCAAAUAAAGAAGGAUUAGCAACAAAUAAUUCUUCAGAAGAUGUGGAACAAAACUUAGUUAAUGGUAAUCUAGAGACAAAGAAAGAUAAAAUCAGUCAUAAGGCAAUUAAUACCACAUCUCUUGAACCUCCUUCUAAAUUAAACUCUCAAGAUUUUAUUUCAUCGGCCGAAAAAAUACAACCUGUUCAAAAUCAUCUUCACCAUCCGUACAAAAAUUCGUUUUUACCACAUCAUAAUUUUAAAGAGGAUAGUUUCUACGAUCCGAGAUACAACCACCCCUUUCAAAAUUUCACUUCCUUAAUACAAGACAACAUAGUAAAUGAUAUGUCCGGAUUUAAACGUCCACCUACGCCACCAAAACGAACCGUGAGUUUCGGAACUGAACCUGAGCCUCAACGACCUCCCACUCCUCCAGAAAUAGAUUAUCCCUUGCCGGAAGUUCCUCCGCUUCCAAAUCGACUCGGCAGGUUUAUAGGUCCACCACCUGCUCCUCCAAUUCGACAGAAGCCGAUGCUUUCUUCAAACCCUCAGAAAUACCUUUCAAAUGAAGAAUGUAUUUUCAAUCCAAAAUUUUUAAAUCGGCAGCAACCAUUCUUAGCAAAUCAUCAUGGACGAGUCCUCGAUGCUUACAAAUCAACAGACCUUUCCGAAACCAAAACUGUAGAAUUUGUCCGAACUUUGCUGACCGUCUUAUCCAAUCACGAAACAACAAGAGAGGAUGUGCAAGAUGUCCUAUGCAAUUUUGAUCUGAGAAAACUACCGCAAAAUAUUCGCGGGAUCAUCGACGAUUUAAUGGCGCCAAGCCUGAGUGCCUCGACCGAGAGUGACAGCGUCGCCAAUUUAUGUAACGAUCGCAAGUUUGGCAAUGAUGCGAGCCUUGAAAUAGCGCAUGACUGCGUACACGACGCGACGCUCGAAAAAUUCUCAGAGUUUACCCACUCGACCACACCCUUCCCAAACGUCAACGUAUUACUUAGUGUGCCAGAAAAAGACCAGUGUCAACCGAAAACCGUUAGCGGAGAAACUACUUUCCACGAGGGGAGAAAUUCCUUUUGUUCGGUCAGUGAAGAAUACAAGGAAAACUUGGCUACCUUUGAUGGGAAAUUGGGUAAAGAAAUUAAAGAAAACAUUUUCAACUCUGCAAAUGAGCAAAUUACUAUAGACCAAAGGCCAGAAAAUUUCGAUAGUACACACGACUCCGAAAGUUCAAUCAGUUCUCCGAGUCCUGAUUUUCAAGGUCAAGAUUCUACCAGUAGUUCUGCUACCCCCAGCACUGCAAGGUACAAUCCAAAAAGAUCAUCUUUAGAUAUAUCUUCUGAUAUUGAAGAGGAAGAAAAGAAAACACUAGAAGAUAAAAGAUCACCCAAGCCGAAAAGAAAACUAGUUCUCCUUAAGGCAUCUGAGGAAAAUUGCAGGAACAGUAAAGAUGCAGAAUCUCCUCAGCCUAUUCCUUACUCACCUGUAGAAGAUUUUUACUUUGCACCAAUAGAUGAAGCCCGAAACAAAAAGUCCGACAAUCGACCGGAUCUGUUAAAGGAUCUAUGCAUCAAAAAGAUUUUGUCAAUGCCUUAUGGGGAACAGAUAAUCAAUGAAAUUACAGUGUCCAAGUACAGCAUAUUCAAAAAUUUGAAUAAUAUUCAAGAAGCUAGCAUAAGUUUGCAUAAUGCUGGUAAACUUGACGAAAAAAACAUGCAGCACCAAAGACCAAAUACUUGGAUGGGUGUCCCUACAACUGAGAAACCUAAUUUACUAGUUUGCUUAUCACCUUCACAGCAAGAAACUGAAAUUCUAAAAGAUGCUGACAAAUUGCUGGACCUGCAUACCAAGUUCCUUAACAGGCGCAGUUAUCAUAGUGAUCAACCCCAACGAGUCUCCCCUCCGAAAUAUACAGUUGAUAUUAACCCAAAAGUGUCUCAGUUACAAAGAGAUAAAAAAUACUUGACUUAUGAAUUUUCUUACAAUGAUUCUCGUAACAGGUUGCUAAAUAUCAUUAAAGAAAAUCCAGUAGCUCCUUUAUCUAAUAUAAAGUCUGAAAAUUCCCAAGACCGUUUGAGGGUCACUCGACUAAGUGAUUGGUUGAACCUCGCGAGACGCGAUUCCGCUGAUAUCACAGAAUGGGCGAGAACUAGUGCGUCUGGCGAACUAUUAAUAGAACAAAAAGAGAAUACACACGAGAAUUCUGAUAAGGGGUUCAACUUGAUACCAGACAUCAGUAGUGACGAAUCCGGAGUGGGCGGAACAGUGAUGAAAAACGAUUCAAUGAAAAGCGAUGCAAUAAAACAGGAAGGAUUGAAAAAUAAAUUGCUGAACAAAUCAGAGACAAUGUAUGAAAAUGUUAUUGGAAGGAAAUUUGGAGAAAACAAUUAUUAUAUUAAUAGUGCUUUAAUAGUUUGUUCACCUGAGACAGAGUCACCUGCUCGUUGCACGACUCCACUACGCAAGAGUCCAAUUUCUGUGAAUAGCGCGAUAAUCAACAAGUCGCCGAGCUUCGCUGAAGGUAAGAAGACACCAGUUCGGAAGAAUAUCGAUCCGAGGCAGAACGUUAAUCCAGCUUUAAUCGACGAUAGGCCUGAGGUGCCACCUAAGAUCAAGAAACCUGUGACUGUUGACAAAUCUUGUAUAGAUACGACUAGCAUUUUUGAUAAGGUACCUCCUAGAUGUCAUCUAGAGGAGAGGAAGUAUGAAGACUUUAGCAGUGCUAAAGAAGUGACUCCCAGAGGCAUUCUGGAAAAUUUGAAGCAGUUGCAGGUUAGUAUGAAGGAUCAGCUAGAUGGACGUAGGAGGUAUUCUUUGCCUCAGGAGUAUUUUGACAAGCAAUUGAGGUAUAUUGAGUUGCUGGAGAGCCAACUGAAGGAUGUGCUUAUGUCAGAAAAAGAGUGUCUUAGUGAAGAGGAAGAAAAUUGUAUCGAAAAAGAUGAUGAUGGAUCUAUUAAUAAAGAUGUUGAUAAAAGUCUUAAUGGACGUGAUGGCAGCACUAAAAAAGAAUCUUGGCACGAGGAGUUUAGGCAGGUAGAUAAAAAUAAUUCUGAUCUCAUUGUCAGCAAGCGAGAAGGCACUCGCGAAUCAUCAAGAAACGUGUCAGAUAAGGAUGGUGUUCAUAUGGCGCAUCUUAGGGAAAAAAUCGAAAGUAAAGAAGAGUGCCAAAAAGAAUCAAAUUAUCAAGAUUCUCAAAGGUCCUCACUUUCCAGAAAGUUUACUCAAGAAACCAUAAAUGUAGAUAAAGUGGAACAUGAAGAAGUGGUUCGUAAAGUUGAACCAGGGCGUAAGAACAUCAAAGAAAGACCGAAAUCUACAGCAUCUGUGCUAACAAAUGGAGAGGUAUUUCGGAAACAAAUGUACGAUGAGUAUGUCCAUAAAGUUUUGGAAAGGGAGGAGAGGAAACAUCAUAAGGUGAUAAAGAUAAGGUCACAUUUUGAUCUUCAAAAGACGGAUAAGUGCGGGGAAGAUAACUUAAGUGUAGUAGAAAAAGAGUUUAUAGAAAAGGCUAAAAACAGAAUGAACAAAUUCGGGAUUCAUUUAGAUGAUGGUGAUUCAGAGUUUAGUGGUGCUGUUGAAAAAAAGAAUGAGGAGGAAGAGGAUGAUGAUGAGCUGAGGAAGGCCAGGUGUCUCGUGGAUGGCAGGGAGGUCAAGGACGCUAGGAGUUUGCCCAAGCAUCUACAGGAGUUUCUGCAACUUUCUGCGAAAAUACCAGACGAGGAGGACGAGGGAAGUGGCAAUGCCAUUCGCCCCGGAAGGAGACAUAAAACUACUGAUCUUCUGCACGAGAUUGACACGGCUUUGAAUAUCGGCAAAGGAUUUUUGCUUGGUAAAGAAAGCGUCAUGUUUGCCCCGACUUUCAAAGCUUCAUCGGCGAAGCCAGGUGUCUGGUCACCAGGAAACGAACCUCUGCCACUGCUAAAACAACCGUCAUCAGAUCGAAAUAAGGACGAAAAGGAUUCUGGAAUCCCUCCCGUUUGGACCCCAUCAAGUGCCGGUCCAAGUCCUGUUCCUGAAAGAAAAGAAUUCCGUCCAGUUCCCUUUGAAAGUCCUAUAUUGGGCAGGAGAAACCCACCCAUAAAGCAGACAUCACAAGACGAAUCACCUCCACCUUGGCAAAGCGAAGAACAAAAAAGGGAGGCCUCAAAUGUUCUUUCGCAAAAUAUCACAUCUCGCAUCGUCAACUCACACUCUGCUCCUUCUCAGGGGUUGAACACCCUCGCUGGUACACCUCGUUUACCCCGGGCGCAAAAUCCUACAAUCACGCUUCUACAGAAAGCCAGAGAAGGACAAUUACCAAAAGGCGCUGCGUACCUAGAGGAGAGCCAGAGUCCGACACGUAUUAGAAACGACGAGAAGCCUUUAAUCAGUCCGGGAGAAAUUAUCUAUACCUUGAAGAAGGAGUACGAGAGCGAACCGGAAACUGAAUACCUCCGACCAAAGAAGAUGGCUGAUUUGGGUCCUCGGCAAUUUGAGGGCAUUGGCCCCACCACCAGAGAUGGAAUUCCAGUUGUAUUGAGAUCAGAAGUUAAAGAGGACAAUCAAGCAAAGUGGUACAAAAAAAUGUACGAUUCGCUGCAUCGCGCAGAAAAAAAUGACGACUACGUAACGAUCCGCUACAAGCCACGACGAGGUGCUCGAUAUGGUUGUGGAGGUAGCUCAAGUGGUUAUUUGAGUGAGCCAGAACCUCGUGGUUAUUCCGAAAGAUCUUCCACAAUUGACAAUCGUAGGCGAGUACGCAACAAAGAAAAUGACUUUACCACGUCAACGAUGCCAAAAAAGAGCGGAGCUCUGAAAUGUGCUACUGACGUUUACAAAAAUCAGCCCGGAAGAAUUGAGGACUACGAGCCGGGAAGAUCAUCGAUCGCCGAAAAGGAAGCUAAAGAGUGGUGGGACGAGGUCAUGGACAUAUUUGAUGGGCCGUUCGAGCAGCGUAACACUCACUCAGCAAAACCUUACAUGUCCCACGCUUUGAAAGAAUCGGGCUAUGAAAGCGAUUCUACGCUAAUAUUUCGUAGAAGAGAAGACGUCAAUCCUUUAAGCCCUCUGAGCCCUUUGGAACAAAGGAUAGCAUAUAAAACGGUACAACAAGGUGGGGACGUGCCUCUCCAUGGUCUUCGAAAACCAGCACCAGAACGUCCAAAAGACGACUCUGAGAUCGAGUAUUUCCCGAUCUCUCCCACUUUGACGAGGAUUCGAGUUCACAGGAAAAAUCCUGUAGCCUCGUCGUUCAAGUCGUCGAUGACUUUUGCACGGUACAAGAGGAAAGCACCUUCUAUGGCGACCAUUUCUUCGAAAAGGUCAACUACCGAAACCCAUUCCAUACCUGUGCGACAACAGAAAGGCUCAUCUUCUAUUUCGGGUAGACUUUCCUCUAGAGUGACAUCUCCAGUCCGACCUCCCUCACCACCAAGAAGAGAAUCCUCUAGAAAUAAUCGAGCACUCCAACUCUACUCGAAUUGUUACAAUUCACAACAACCUAAAACAAGACACGAACAGUGUUUUGUAGCUGAUAAAGUUUCGAGUAUUAGGUUCUUGAGAGAACGACUCAGUGGCAAUUUGGAAAAACAUAAAAGAGAGAGGGACGAAGCUCAGAAACUGAGAACUACUAGAGCUGCUUCUUCUAGUCCUGUUUGCUUGAGUAGAUCCUCAAGAAUUCUCUCACCAGAUCCUGUAAAGCACAAAUCAGAAGCUUGUCUCUCUAGGAGUCUUGAUCGAAUUCGUCCCCGAAUUUCCUCCAAUUCCAGUCCUGCAAGAAAUACAAAGGAGCCACAAGAAAGGAUAUUUUUUCCUAUGAAGACGUGUGAUCUAUCAUGUAAAAGUCAAGGAAAAGCUACACCCAUCUGCCAACAUAACGGUACCAAACCCUUGGCAGCUUCUGCAAAGAAAGAACAAUCCAAACUUCGAAGAACAAGGAAAGAACAAGAGGAGUCGUGCAAGAGACUCAGCAGAUCUUCUGCUGAUCUGUCGGUGCCCAUUGAUCUACAGAAGCCAGUUCCUAAACUGAGAGAUAAAGAAGGACCCAGCAAAGUUCUUCCUCCUGGAACUAUCUCCAAAACUUCGACAGCUCCUUACGCAUCAAGUUCUAGUCUCAAUAAACCGAAACCUCUUAAGGAUAAGUUCUUAAAAGUCACAGUCUCGAUAUCCCCUAAAGCUAGGGAACUUUUGCAAAAAUCUAAAGAGAGCAAUAGCGUUACGAGUUUAUCAAAAAUAUCCACAACUUCGUCGCCGGUUUGUGCUCGGAAAAGGAAAAAGUACCGAGAUAAGCCUCAGACCAUUGUGAGAACAUCCCCAGCUAAACCUCUCACGAUACAGAUAAAUCCAGAAGAUAAAAAAUCACCAAAGAAGACAAUGAGGAAAGAUAAAUUGGAAAAAAGUUCAAAAUCAAAGAGUUACAAUAGUAAAAAAGGUGAGGUACAGAAAUCUAUGUCUAUUAAAAGACAGGAACCAGAUAGGAAACUUAGACAGAAGGUUAGCUCUGAAGAUGAGAUACCAGCUUUGACUAUAGAGCAAAUCAAGAAACAUCAGGAAGCAACAAGGUCUAAUACAUUCUUUCAAAGUCUUUUUCUUCGAAACAUUUCUCCAACGCCUUCUCAAACUAGCAUUUUUAGAAAAUCAGCAGUACUUGAAAGGGCGAAGAUGUUUCAAGAACUAGGAACAGAGAGCUUCAAAUCGGAACCAUCUCUUAGGUCUCUGAACAUCUAUCUUACAAACAAGAGAGCAGUUUCUGAUUCUAGAUUCAAAAACUGGGAUCGAGAAAGUCUUUCUUCGAGGUCUUCGAGUCCUCGUGGUGUUUCUUGUCCUGGUAGGUGUAUUUUUCAAAAAGUAAGUAAAUUUGAUAGCUUACGAGGUGCUGAAGAUUUUGGAUCUUCUGCUUCUCUACGUGGUCGCAGUUCUGAUUCGGUGAGGGAAACCAAAGAGAGAAGUCUAAGUGAACCACCUUUGAGGACCUUGCCGGAGCAUAAUUUAUCACGUUCUUCAUUACCAUCACUUACGAGGUCUCCUUUAUCUCGUCGAAUACGAAAUCUGAGACAAGAUCAGAAAAAUAUGACAGAUCAGAUUGAUUCUGGACCAAAUUUAGAGGAGAGUAUUGAAAAAACAAGGAAAGUCAGAGCCAGAAGUGUAGGUGAUGUAGACAGUUCUCUUGAUAAAAAAGCAGGAUUGGGUUCCAAUCUGUCUCUAGCAAGAAGCACCAGUUCUUUGAAUACUGAUGGAGAAGAUUAUCAUCAGUAUAUCCUAGAGAUUCUCCACUGCAAAAAGAAGUCAAACCGGUACAGAGAUUUACACGAUUUUUAUGCAAGUUUAGAGAAGAUGGGAGAAUUGGAGAAGACAACUUCAACUGGUGAUCUUCGUCCUAGAAUGAAAAACAAGGAGAUAAUAGAUUACGAUCGUUGGAAGGAAGUUCGAACCAAGGAAAAAGCUCAUCAGGAACUCAAAGUUCUUUAUGGAAAAUUGAAAACAGCACAAAAAGAGAAGGAUUUUCUCUUCAGUACCAAGGACCUUGAUAGAUACAGAUGGCGAGGGGAUGCAGGACUUAGAUGUAAGGAAAGAUCAGUCGAAAAUAUUAAAGAACAAUUUAGGAAACUUGCUAAUGAAGAAAGUGAAUUGGAAGCAACGAGGCAAAGAGAGAUAGCGUCUAAGAAAGAUGUUUAUAAGCCUCUCUGGAGAGGUAGUUCCGUCGUUAAUGUUGCAAAUACUAUGUCAAAAAAAGCGAGUGAUAAAGCAGACCAGGAAAAGUUGAAUGUGACAUCGUCUCUUCAAAGGACUCUUGGGGGAAGUAAGAACUUUUGGAGCAGUUUAUCCACUGAUCAGGUGAAUACACUCAAGAAUCAAUUGAAAGAAAUAUAUGGAAGUGAUAACCCUAAAGUUAAGUCUUUAAAAAAACAGAGUGAUGCCUCACAAAGUGAGAAUCAUCUCCAGAAGCUCCCUCCUAAGCAUGUUUCACAAGGACCAUCAAAAGAAAAGUUAAGCCAUGAAAAAGACUCAUCGAAAAAGUAUGAGAUCAUUGUUCCGAAGACUGGAGAUAGUUCAAAGGAAGAUAGCAAACUUCAUGUUAGAUGUCAUUCGAUGAUUGUCGAUAAAGAAGAAGUUGAUAAUCAUUUGAAAAAAAGAAGUGACUCAAUUAGUCGAGUCAGAAGUUUAGAAAGGUCUCAAUCAGACCGGGUAGUUGUUCCUUCCUCAUUGAGUGAGUUAGAGAAGAAAAAACUAUCUCUCACUCUCAGCAAAGAGGUUUUGGAUAAGGUGCAAAAAAAGUCGAUAAGUCCACGGGAAACUAGAGGAGCAAUUGCCGCUGCUAUGGCAUCUAAAGACAUAACAAAAAUCGAUACAGAAAAAAAAACACCUCCACGAACGACUUCCUCACUAGAGAACACAAAAGAAAAAAGUGACUUUCUUCUAAUCCUAACACCAAACAACGGAAGCCCUUCAACUAUUCGACGAGUAGAAAACGUCCUUGAGGAAUGGUCCAAAAAACCACCACAAUUAGCAAUGGCAAUGCCAGAGUCCUUAGUGAAGUUUUCAACUUCUGGAAGUGAGUUUGAUAGUGCAACAGAGAGUUCCGAAGCAUCAGUAAGAACAGUUGUACAAAAGGACUCUGAAGAAGUACCUAAGAAGGUGGAUUUUUUUGAAAAUAUUGAAAAAAAGGAAGUUCCAAUAAGUAGCAACAUUAAAAGAUGCAAACUUUCUUUAUCCCAAAGUUUUGCUGACUUGAAAGAACUCUUUGGUGAAGUUGAAUCAGCGAAGUACGAGACACUACCUUUUUAUGGAAUUCGAUCGCGGUCGAUCUCUCCCAGGAGAGGAAGGGGGACUAGAGGAAGAAGUCCAUCCGCUUCGCCGGACAAUCUGAACACGCGACAAUUCCGCACUUGUUUAAGAGACCGUGAAUAUGAAAGACCCCGCAGUGUCAGUCCCUAUCGAGACGGGACUUUGACGAACUCAUCCUGCAGUCUCGAGAGUCUUUGGCACAGAAGCACAUCACCUGAUCCGGAAAGGUAUUGGCGAACGUAUUUAAAAUUGGUGAGAAACGGAACCGUUCGUAGACUUCGGAAUAAGUUUGAAAGCCUUGAAGAUCUUUCCCUAAGUCAUUCCAAAAUUAUAGUGACUCCUAAGAGGUUUCAAAGUGAUCCUGAACUCACGAGGAACUUGCUGAGGAAGGUGAGUGAUGCUAGAAAAGCUUACAUCAAACCUCAAGAGAUUCCGGAUGUAGCCUGGUUACGCAAAAAAUAUGAACCAGUGAGAGGAAGAGCCAGAAGAUCAGGGAGUUCGCCACCGAUUCCUAGAGUUCCACUCCGACUGGAGGACUUGUCGAUGCCGCACAUUAACGUCAUUAGCAAAAUGGCAGAGUUAAAGGAUUCUUCGAUUCUCGAAUCCAUUAAUUCGAUCGCGAUGAAGGAGGAAACGAAAGAAUUGGAGGCGAAACGUCCUGUUGGCAGGGUUCGUGAGAAGUUUGAAAAAUCUGGAAAGGAUGAUAAAACAUCGAUUUUGGGAGAGAUGUUUACCUCGACGCCGAAUGUUCAUGAGCUGAGAGAUAUUGCACCCUAUUUGGCUGGGAGAUGGGUUGCUCAUAAGUAUCCUAGUCGACGAGAUAAUGCACGUUCAUUGUCUUCGCCACCUGACCUUGAAAAUAAUAAAGAAGGUGGGAAGGAUGUUGCUUCUGAUGCGAGUUCCAUUACCCCUCCAAGAAGAAGAAAGAGGAUGGAAAGACCAAGAGCCACUUCGUCAUCUCCAGUGAGACCGAGGACGCCAGUUUCCAUUUUAAAACAAAAAAGUGAAGAUGCCUUUGCUAAUCAAAAUUUCGACCCUAGCAAACACAGGCCGAGGUACAGAUAUCAACCUCCACCUCCUCCACCUUCGCCAACUUUUCGACGAGAAUCUCGACCUUGGUGGCCACCUUUACCAACUUACACUGCAAGACCGACGGUUACUUUUGAAGAGUACUCGAUCGCACCACCACCACCGCCCAAAGCCCAGCACUACAGAGGCGAUUUUCAAGAAUCGCCAAGGCGGUAUGUGGAAGGCGAGGUGACAAUUCACUAUCGUUCCCCAGUUCGUACGGAAGCUAAAGAGCACCUGAGCGAAGAGGAACUCGCUCGCAGAAGUGCGGAAAAUAUGCGCCGGGUCUACCAGGAGGAGAGACGUCGGAAAUAUCUUCAGGAACUUCACGAUAUCGACUCGCGACGUCACACAGACAAUUUCAUACCUUCCCAGAAAUCCCCGAUAUCUUUGAACCGAUACGAUGAUUUUCUUGAUGACCUUAGCCAGAGAAGCAGAUCUCAAGAGCAAACACCGGAACCAAGAUUGGUGGCAAGAGCACUUUACAAUUUUAUUGGUCAGUCUCCUAGGGAGCUGACUUUCAGAAGAGGAGAUCUCAUCUUCGUCAGGCGUCAGGUGGACAAAAAUUGGUUUGAGGGAGAACACAAUGCCAUGAUAGGACUCUUCCCCUUCAAUUAUGUCGAGAUUCUUCCAUACGAUGGAAUUAGAACGACACCAAAGAAACCCUAUGAAGGACAAGCACGAGCCAAAUUCAAUUUUAUCGCUCAGACAAAUCUGGAAUUGUCUUUAGCAAAAGGAGAAAUGGUGGUAUUAACUAGAAGGGUUGACGAAAAUUGGUAUGAAGGUCGGAUUGGAAGUCGGAAGGGAAUCUUUCCGAUUUCUUACGUCGAUGUAAUCGUAGAACCAGGACACAGGCCAGAAACUCCCGUCCAAACGAAACCUGUUGCCUCGCCAGCAGCUCACAGUCUAUUAUCCAAUGGAUCUGCCGGUGGCAAAAUGAGCAUGGGACCUCAUCAUUAUACACCAUCAAUACCAGUUAACACUAACUCAUCACAGCCCCAUUAUAAUUCAUUGCCACGAAUGGGAGGAAGUAAACUGCACGUAGCGCCUGUCAAUGAAACUUUGCACAUCGAUACACACUCUGAACCAAUGCCAUACCGAGCGUUGUACAACUAUAGACCGCAGAACGAAGACGAAUUGGAGUUAAAAGAAGGGGAUACGGUUUACGUAAUGGAAAAGUGCGACGAUGGAUGGUACGUGGGUUCCAGUCAGCGAACCGGAUAUUUUGGUACCUUCCCCGGAAACUACGUCGAGAGAUUGUGAGGACGGCUAAAAUCCCGUGAUCUAGAGCGGGCCAAAAGAUCGUGAGGAAGAUCACUUCACGGAAAAAGGGUAUCGAAAAACCAUCAAAGUUAUCAAUUUAAAAAAAAAAACAACGACCCCGAUUUCAAGAAAUCAUCACAACGUGAACACUGAUAUCCGGCAGAUAUAAAAAAAUGUCCUAGCGUCAUUUCCUCUUUUCCAGGAUCGAUCCUUCCUAAAUAUAAGUUUUCAGGAGUUAUAAAAUUCUCCACCGAGAAUUUUUUAAAGAAACCUUUUAAAUCCCUUUUUAAGUUUGAUGUAGAGGUAUCGAUAAUUUUUGCAAAAUACAUUUAUAAAUUACGCCAGUCUUCCUAAGAUCACAGUCACGUCAAUCGACCACACGUGCACUCGAUCAAUCAUUAAUGACAAUUUUGUCGUGUACGUAACGUAUCAUCUACCAAAUAUAAGCUAAGAUAACGUGUAAGUAGUGUACAAUAACGUUAAUAAUUUAUUAUUGUUGUAAUAUCGUUUUGUAAUUGUGCAUCCACAACGCUGUUUUCCUCGUAAAGGCCUACCAAAAAUAAUUGCAGAGCGCAUUAUUUAAAUCUACAUUUUCAAAAGAUGUGGAUUUCUUUCAAUCCAAUAAAAAAUCUUGCAGUUUCAGAUACCAUGAAACUUUCUCAGAAAGAAUAUUACAUCACAAAAAAUUAUUCAAAUGCAAGAUUUAUAGAAACUAUGUAUAUGUAAGUGCUUCUCCAUUCAAAAAUAAUUUGUUUUGAAAAAACUAAACUCUUCGUGGUAUGUUCUACUCAAAAGCAUACUUCGUAUGAGUACAAUUAUUGAGAGUAGUUACUUGAAUAAUUUAACAAACAUUAUUGAGAGUUUGCCUUCCCAAAUUCAUAUUUUUGUAAACAUUAUUUAUACCUAAUCUUAAAAAUAGGAUAGACGAGAACGAAUGAUUUAUGACCCAAGUUUGCAGGUCUAAAAAUAUAUUUGAAAACUUAUCGAAAAUAAGUUAACGUUAAACUUUAUUAUGUGUAUGAGUGUCAUUCUCUAAAAUUUGAAAAUCAAGAGAGUUAAUAUUGUACUUCUCGAACAAAAUGAUUUUAUCAGAAAAACUUGUAUUGUCAAGAUUUUAGUGAUUUUAAAAUCGUUUUAAAAUUGCCAGUUUUAGAGUGAAGUUGUAGAAAAGUGCGUCAUUUCCGACGUAGUUCAAAAUCAGACAAUACUAGUUAAUACGUGUUAUCGAUAAAAUGACUGUUGCUACAGCUACUAUUAAAAUUUUUAGAGUAAUUGCUAUUCCUAAACCAAGGGCAUUAAAUCUCUAAGAAUAAAGGCAUCUUUUGUCCCUCAGGAGUCUCUUUAAAAAAAACUUCUUGAACUCACAUCUUCUAGUCUGUUAAUAAUCCCCUACUGGCUUUACAUUGUCCUCGAAAUAUUAUAUUAUAAAAAAUAAAGCCAUUAUGAAUCCACCUUACAUAUCUCCUGAUAUAACGAUAAACUUUUCUGGUGAAAAAAAAAUUUGAUACUCUUGGAAUACUUUGGACAGACAGUUUCUGCGAAAGAAGACAAAAGCAAAGUUUUUCAGAGAAAUUGAAAAUUCUAAAACUCUCGAAAAAAUUCCGAACUUGGAGAUUCGAAGGAAUUUGAAAUUUUGAAGAGAGGUUCUUUGGAAAUAAAAAUGAAUAAAUUUAUAAAAUAAAUAUAUGUGCGGAAUAAAGAGGCGAUUUUUUCACCUGCUAAAUUAGUUAAAGGCGCUCUGUAUCAAAAAUGUGGCCAAUGAGGUGGCGAGAAAGAAACGAAUAAUAAAAUUCUUCCCAUGGGAAACUGUUAGGAUAAAAAUAAUUAAACUGAACCGCUGGUGAGUUUAAUUUUGCGAUUAUGUCCACUUUCAACGGUCGACGUUCAAUUCUUGAAGAGUUUUUUUUACCGAACAGCCAUAGAUUUCGGUCUUGUAGGUGAAACAAUUUUUUUAUCUGCUUUAUCAUUUACUGAAAAAUAUUUAUUCAUUUAGCCCUAGCUGUUUGACCUGAAUAACGCUCAUGGCGGCUUCUAUAUUUUGAUAUUUAAACUUUUAAAUAUUCUGUAAAUGCGCGCUGAACACCACACUGCGUUCUCUGUAUGUAACCAAUAUAUAUGACGAAUACAUUGCUAAAAUUGA
Belonocnema kinseyi is the source of this 15180-nucleotide messenger RNA. RefSeq lists its product as uncharacterized. Gene Ontology annotation, molecular function: protein binding. The transcript has 29 exons. The coding region runs from base 162 to 13040 and encodes 4292 amino acids. NCBI's taxonomy places the organism in Eukaryota, Metazoa, Arthropoda, Insecta, Hymenoptera, Cynipidae. The record is from RefSeq and is a predicted model, not a curated record.